Molecule: messenger RNA, 2213 nt
Organism: Hemibagrus wyckioides
Lineage: Eukaryota; Metazoa; Chordata; Actinopteri; Siluriformes; Bagridae
Gene: ldlrap1b
Product: low density lipoprotein receptor adaptor protein 1b
Exons: 10
Coding region: 233-1063 (276 amino acids)
Cellular component (GO): early endosome
Source: RefSeq, a predicted model, not a curated record
CCCCUGUGUGGUGAGCAUGUUAGGCUAUCCAGGCUGGAUUCGCUUCAAAAAAGGGGAGGAAAAUAAUCCAGCCGGGGAAGAGAGAGGGAGAAGAAGGAGAAGAAGAAGUUUUUCGUCUGACUGUUACACCGAAGAGAAAGGCUGAGGGGGGAAAAAGGAGAGACGACGGAGAUUAAAGAAAGAAAGAAAGAAAGAAGUGCGGGAUCUGUCUUCCCGAUCAGGACGACGCGUUAUGGACGCUUUAAAGUCGGCGGGCCGGGCGAUUAUCCGGAGUCCCAGCGUCGCCAAGCAGUCGUGGGCUUCAGGACGGCAUAAAAAGCUCCCGGAGAACUGGACGGACACGCGCGAGACCCUGCUGGAGGGCAUGGUGUUCCAGCUCAAGUAUCUUGGUGUCACGCUAGUCGAGCAGCCGAAAGGAGAGGAGCUGUCAGCCGCCGCAGUCAAGAGGAUCGUUGCCACGGCCAAAGCCAGUGGGAAAAAGCUACAAAAGGUCAUACUGAAGGUUUCUCCGAGAGGAAUCAUCCUGUACGACAGUGCCUCAAACCAGCUGAUAGAAAACGUCUCCAUUUACAGGAUCUCUUACUGCACUGCUGAUAAGAUGCAUGAUAAGGUAUUCGCCUACAUCGCUCAGAGCCAACGCAAUGAGACGCUCGAGUGCCACGCCUUCCUCUGCGCCAAAAAGAAAGUGGCACAGGCGGUGACUUUAACAGUAGCGCAGGCCUUUAAAGUGGCCUUUGAGUUUUGGCAGAAUGCCAAGGAAGAAAAAGAAAAGCGAGUAAAGUCAGACUCAGUUGGACCCAGCAACUCUCAGUCCCAGAAUUCAGAAAGUGUGGACGAAGGAGAAGUGGCCACAGGAAAUCUGUUAAACCUUGAGGAAGGUGCAGUUAUUCAUUCAGGAUGUGACGAUACAACACAGAGCAUCAGCACAGAGAACAACAACAUUGUAUGGGAGCUUGAUGACGGUCUGGAUGAAGCCUUCUCAAGCCGCAGUUUGGAUAGUUUUGAGUCGUGCUCAGACUCGCUGAGUGUCGUGCUAACCCCCAGGUCCUGGACACUGGGCUAAACCCUCAGGACUACAACGCUGACGAGUGCCUGUCGCCCUGCAACUGGGACAAAGCCGAUGGCGAGGACGGGUUCGGCUUCUGAGAGAGAGAGAGAGAGAGAGAGGAAGGUGGCUGGAAAGGUGAAAAAGGGAAAGAGGACGAAUCACGUCGCUGAUUGAUGGACAAGUGAAAACCGAUACAGAUGCUGCGUCGUCAUCGGAGUACAAGAACUGCACAGACCAAAGCAAUAAUAAUUUUUAUUUUUAAUUAUUAUUAUUAUUAUUCCUGUGAGCGGUAUUUGGCUUUAGUCUGCUUUUGUAUUAUGACGCUUUCUGUUACAGUCAGUUCGUUUAGUAUUUUUGACUUCUUUUAAUUUUUUUGUCUCUGUGUGUUGAAGAUAUAUGAAAUACACGUAUGAUAAAUGCGUGUCAUUUUUUUUUUUGAGCGGUUCAGGUCAGCUUUGCGAAUUGGGCUAUGCAGUUAUAACACUGUAAUGUUCUCUCUAAUAUGAGAGAUUUACAUCACUUGGGUUGUUAACAUUUUUAAAGUGGUUGAGGAAGUGGAUGUGGAGUGUGUAUGACCCAGGUUUGGUGAUCUGGUGAUCUAUUAGAUUCUUUAAAGAAGCGUGAGAUCAGACAUGUAGACACAGGGUGCUUUACCGGUUUUCACAGCUCUGGCUAAGCUUCAGCAUGUCGGAUAACCAAAUAUAUGCGGCGAGAGUUUAUACUAAAGACAAUCUUUUUCUUAUAUUUUUUAUUGGAUAAUGUAUUUUUGUACUCCCUGCAAAGAAUCUUUUCAAAGCACACGAUUUUAAUUUCAGGGAAAUAAGUUUAACGACUAAAGAUGUAUGGUUUCUUUGUGUGUGUGUGUGUGUGUGUGUGUGUGUGUGUGUGGUUGUUUUUUUUUUUAUCACCCAGAUUAAACAGUGAGGUCAUGUUCAUUAUCAGAUAAGGAAUGUAUACUUGCUGUGUAUAACUUUCCUGCUAGUUAGUAAUAUUUCACUUGCUUGGUUUUACAUGCCUCUGCCCCACAGGGUUUGGGCUAUUAUUAUUAUUAUUGUAAUUAUUAUUAUUGUUGUUUUUAUUUUUUCUCCAGCUCACCUCUCAGUGUUAAAAUUACAUUUUGACUGCAUCACAUAAUACAUUUUUUGUAUUAAAGACCAUAACCUUC